This is a messenger RNA of Heterotrigona itama, 2500 nucleotides long. The record is from the annotation of a GenBank genome assembly. Lineage: Eukaryota; Metazoa; Arthropoda; Insecta; Hymenoptera; Apidae.
CGCAGACAAAGAUAAAAGUUGCAAAAUAAGAAACGGCUAUUCUGCGAACGCCGGCGCGGUCGAUACACAGACGCAACCGUGAAACCGUCAGCAUUUACGUCAUGCAAGUAUCGGCCGAUUUUCGACGUUUCGGUGUCAGUGGGGUCAUCGAUGGAGAGACUACAAUAUCGCCGGUACUUCCAACCGGGAUACUAAAAGCCAGUGCACGGCCGAUCGGCGCGGAGAAUAGACGAUGAUUCGCCUUGGCGUUCGUGGAAGAUCGGUUUGCUUCGAGAGUCUCGAUAAACAUCUGGAGACGUUGGGCAGUAUCCGCGAGUCGUCCACGAUUUUUAAGAGCAGCUCGGGACAUACAGUGGCGAAACAGCGUUUAAGAUGUUUGAUCGAUUCCGAAACGCGGUCAAACGGCACUGAAGGCCGUCGUUCGUCGUCAACGACGUCCGCGUCCACGGCGCCGACGCCAGAGCCAAGGAAAACCUGCCUGUACGACCUUCACGUGGAAAACAAAGGUAAAAUAAUCAACUUCUCCGGCUGGUUGCUACCGGUACAAUAUCAAGAGGCAAUAGCCGCGUCUCAUCAACACACGAGAACUUUUGCAUCGCUGUUCGAUGUCGGUCAUAUGUUGCAAACGCAAGUUUCUGGAGAAGACGCAACCGAGUUCCUGGAAUCUCUGACCACCAGUGAUCUGAAGAAUUUGAACAGAGGCAGCGCGGUUCUCACGGUAUUCACCAACGAGAACGGAGGGAUCCUCGACGACCUGAUAAUUACAAAAGACGACGAUGACAAAUACUUUGUUGUGUCUAAUGCUGGAAGGAGAGACGAAGACUGCGAGUUGCUGCUCCAACAACAGGGAAACUUCAAACAUCGUGGGAAAUCGGUGAAAUUGCAAUUCCUAGAUCCUUUGGAGCAAAGCCUCGUUGCGUUACAAGGUCCUACAGCUGCGUCGGUCCUUCGAUCCAUCAUGAAAAUCAACCUGACACAUCUGUCAUUUAUGAACAGUGUGGAAACUACAGUAUUUGGAAAUCCAAUCAGAGUAACUAGAUGCGGAUAUACGGGAGAGGACGGCUUCGAAAUAUCGAUGCCAGCGAAAAUUGCGCGUACAUUGGUACAAGCGGUCUUAGACACGCCUGACACGAAACUAGCUGGUUUGGGAGCUAGGGAUAGUUUGAGGUAUUCAAGUUACAAAUCUGUUUCUAAAGCUGCCUUUUCGUUUUCGUCGCUCAACGAAUAUCACUGAAAUAUUAUUACUAAUAUUUAUAUUAUACUACUAAAAAUCUAUUGUUAUAAUACGAUUUAAUUUGACUCCAUUAAUUUUAGACUAGAAGCUGGUCUUUGCCUCUACGGACACGAUAUCGAUGAUGGAACCACACCAGUCGAAGCUGGACUCACUUGGCUAAUUGGUCGGUAAUGAAUAAAUUGCGGAUACUUGUGCGAAUUCAUUUUUUUAUUUAUUUAUUUUAUAUACGGGAUGAAGACCUAAUUAGAGUUCAUGUAAACAUUUAAGGGAUUAAUGUAAACUGGAUAAAAAAAAUGCAACCUUAUAAAAAGACGUAAGUUUAGAAAGAUUUUCAUAGAUAUAAAUUCUGAAUGAGCUAAUAGAACCGAAGAAAAAGUCGGACAGACUUUCGAAUUUUCAAAUAUGUGUUUCAAGAAUGAUUGUCACAUUCUCAACGGUCCUAUGGAUGCGUAAAAAAUCAUUUACUCAAAGAGUAAUUUGUAAUUUUAGUAAAAGCAUAAAUUAACUUGUUUCUUUAUAUUUUUUAAAUAAUUUUAAUAAUAUUUUUCAAUGUUUCUCUAUUGUACUUUCAUACAUUUCUUACAAGCAUUAUCUAUGCAUUUCUCCAUCUUCAAAUUUCUUAUAAAUGCACAAACAUCCGCAGUCUGCCAAAAGAAGAAGAGAAGAAGCAAACUUCCCAGGUGCAAAGAGGAUACUCUCACAGAUCAAAACAGGAACUAUGAAGAAAAGGAUAGGAUUGACUGUCGUGCAUGGUCCACCGGUUAGAGAAGGAGCGUGUAUAUUAACUCCAGAAGGUGAACGUGUUGGCAAAAUUACUUCAGGUGGUCCUAGUCCAACUCUUGGACGUUCUAUCGCUAUGGGAUAUGUACCACCAGAAUUGGCUCACUAUGGUGGUGGAAUAUUGGUCGAAGUUCGAGGGAAAACGUACAAAGCGAUUGUCACAAAAAUGCCUUUUGUGAAGACAAAUUAUUAUACGGCAAAAUGAUCGAUUUACCUUCCUAUUCUACGUGUGAAAAUGGACAUACUUAGACAUACUUAGAUGUCCCUUCAAAUUUCUGACUGGCGAUCUGAUUUGAACAAUGAACGAAUGUAAUUAUAAUAUCUUUUUACGCAGAGUAAUGUUAAAGUGUUUAUUAAGAAUUGUAAUUGCAAUCAUAAUCGAAAGAAAGAAAAAAAGCGUAAUGAAUAAAAACUAUUUAAAUAAAGCGGGGAAAAUGCUUAUUUAUAUACUACAAAGCCCUCUGUGAAUGGAAAUAGCGAACAUAG